AUGACACCCAGCUCUGAUGAUGUCCAUCAUAUGAUGGACGAAAGCUCAGCACGUUUUUACCCUAAUCGAGGAAGGAAGUCUCGUGGAAUGCGUCAACAUCAAUAUCGUAUAAAAGCCAAACGGCUGGAGUACAACGAGAUUGAUUUGUCCUCGUCUGGUGAGAUCGGCCAACAAAUCUCUUCUUCAUGCACUUUCAUCCGAAAUGAAGGUCCCCCUAACAACAUUAUUUCUUUACUGUCGUAUUUGCUCCCUUUCGAUCUAGUAUUCAGCAUUUGA
This is a messenger RNA of Protopolystoma xenopodis, 276 nucleotides long. NCBI's taxonomy places the organism in Eukaryota, Metazoa, Platyhelminthes, Monogenea, Polystomatidea, Polystomatidae. The record is from the annotation of a GenBank genome assembly.